Messenger RNA from Dioscorea cayenensis subsp. rotundata (Guinea yam), 1749 nucleotides. RefSeq names its product polypyrimidine tract-binding protein homolog 1-like. Gene Ontology annotation, molecular function: mRNA binding. Bases 114 to 1226 code for a protein of 370 amino acids. Gene Ontology annotation, cellular component: nucleus. The transcript has 10 exons. NCBI's taxonomy places the organism in Eukaryota, Viridiplantae, Streptophyta, Magnoliopsida, Dioscoreales, Dioscoreaceae. The record is from RefSeq and is a predicted model, not a curated record. Gene Ontology annotation, biological process: regulation of RNA splicing.
AGUGAGAGAAUAAAAUCCCGAUUCUUUGAAACCCUAGAGAGGGAGUUCGAAUCCAUCCAUCUUCUCCUCAAGAAUUCGAAGAAGAAACCCUAGAUUCUUCAUCGGAAUCGUUGAUGUCGACGGCGAGCCAGCCCCAGUUCAGGUACACGCAGAUGCCGUCGAAGGUGCUGCACCUGCGGAACCUGCCAUGGGAGUGCACGGAGGAGGAGCUCGUCGAGCUCUGCAAACCCUUCGGGAAGGUCGUCAACACUAAGUGCAACGUCGGCGCCAACCACAACCAGGCCUUCGUGGAGUUCGGGGACCUAAAUCAGGCAAUUUCCAUGGUAUCAUAUUAUGCCUCUUCAUCUGAGCCUGCCCAAGUUCGUGGGAAGACAGUUUAUAUCCAAUACUCGAACAGACAAGAAAUUGUUAACAAUAAGAGUCCUGGAGAUAUUACUGGAAAUGUAUUGCUUGUGACAAUUGAGGGGGUUGAACCCAGUGAUGUCAGCAUAGAUGUUAUCUAUUUGGUGUUCUCUGCUUUUGGUAUUGUGCACAAAAUUGCAACCUUUGAAAAGGCUGCUGGUUUCCAGGCACUCAUUCAGUACUCUAGUGCUGAGUAUGCUUCAAAUGCGAGAAUUGCAUUGGAUGGAAGAAGCAUUCCCAGGUACUUGCUUCCGGCACAUGUCAGUUCAUGCAUCCUGCGCAUCUCUUUUUCUGCUCAUACAGAUCUCAAUAUCAAGUUCCAGUCAUAUCGUAGCAGGGACUAUACAAAUCCUUAUCUUCCUGUCAAUCCUUCCGCGAUUGAAGGAACUUUGCAGCAUACUGUAGGGUCUGAUGGAAAGAAAAAGGAACUUGAAAGUAAUGUGCUUCUUGCUUCCAUUGAGAAUAUGCAAUAUGCUGUAACUAUCGAAGUUCUUCAUACAGUCUUUUCGGCAUUUGGUAGUGUCCAGAAAAUUGCAAUAUUUGAGAAGAAUGGAGGAACACAGGCCCUAAUUCAGUAUCCUGAUGCCACAACUGCUGCAGCCGCUAAAGAAUCUCUAGAAGGACACUGCAUCUAUGAUGGUGGUUUUUGUAAGCUUCAUCUGACAUACUCUCGUCAUACUGAUCUCAAUGUGAAGGCAUACUCUGAUAGAAGCCGAGACUAUACUAUUCCUGAUACUAGUUUACUUGUUGGACCACAACCUCCUGGAGUACCCUCUUCUGCACCUGGUUGGCAGGGCGCUCCUCAUCAAUGCAACAAUGCCUAAUGGCCAACAGCCGGCUUGGGCCUUAAGCAUUCAGGCAAGCAUGCACACCUUGCCCUUGUCCUAAUUUGUCAGCAUGUAACCCAUGCCACCCUGCAUAUGCCUCAAUAUGGUAGUCAGCCAGAAGCAGUCUGCCUGCCCGGUGGUGCUGCAUCAGUUGGUCAGCUUUUGCACUGCUGUUAGUCAUAUGUAUAUAUCUUCGACAAUAGUUACCAUGUUUGUGGCCAUCCUUUUUCAAUGAUGUUGCAAAUCAUGGGGGUUUUCUUCAGUGUGUUGUGCAUACUUUUUUUUUGUUUUUUUGGGACUAAUGAAUCUUGUGCGAUCACCUCAUAUGAUCUUUAAACUUGUUUGAUCUUCUCUUUCAGGGUGUUGUAUUUUUAUUUUUAUUUUUCUUGUUGUUUACAAGCCCCUUGAUACCUUCUUACAUGGAGGCUGCUAUUUUGUUAGUUUUCUCUGUCAAAAAUCAGUUUUGCGUUUGAAUCUUCUAAUUUUAUAAUCAGAAGUGUGUACUUUAUUAGUAGCUUUA